This is a messenger RNA of Rotaria socialis, 666 nucleotides long. The record is from the annotation of a GenBank genome assembly. Lineage: Eukaryota; Metazoa; Rotifera; Eurotatoria; Philodinida; Philodinidae.
AUGCAAGUAUCGAGCAAUUCCACGACUCGAUAUAAGCCUCAUACUGUACAUGUACGUCCAAGACAAAUUUCAUCGAAUUCACUUUCAAAUGUUGCUGUCAAUCCAAGAGUAAAGGUGAUAUUUAAUCCAUGGAGUGGGGAGUCUCCAACAAACUUUAACCAAUCGAAAAAUAUCAUAGAACAACGAAAACCCAACAAUGAACGUGAACGCCAACGUUCACGUCGAGGAGCCUGGUGUUUAAUCUGUGCGUUAGUAACAUGUGGUAUAUUCUUGGCUGCAGGGAUUAUUGCUGUACUUGUAAUCAUAAUACUACACAGUGACACAAUAGCGACUAAUUCAACAACGUCAUUCACGGCAACAACAACGACAGCAACUACGACAACAUCAACAACAACAACGACUACAUCGACUUCAACUUCAUCGACCAGCACCACUAGUACAUCGACUUCAACUACAUCGGCAACAACAACAACGACACCAUCAUGUACGAGUCCAAAUACAGCAGGAGCAAUUUUUAGCUUUGCUUCUGGCUCUGCCCCAACCACCUAUACACUUUAUACACAUGGUUUCACUGCUGCUGGUUCUUCAGCAACUCUAUCAUUUAUCAUGACAGGUGACAGUGGACCUGCUUUUCACUAUUGGCUACUGGACACUAUCGGUCAAUGA